UACUGAAAUUUUCUGUUGGAUAUUUUGUAUAGGUUGAAAUCAAGAUCUUACAAGGGAAUAGACUGAUUUAAAUCCAGGAUGUAGAAGUAUCUGCCUUACCAAAAAUGUUAACUGUAGGCUUGAAGGUCUUCAUGGUGCCUAUAUCAUGUUGAUACAGAUGGACUGAUUAAGUGAUCUUUGGGGGCUUCCUCUGGCUCUCAUUCUGAUUCACCAUAGUGAAAUGCAGGAAAAUAUAAAUCAAAGCUCAGAACUAUUACUUUGACUUACCCAUUUCCAUACAUGAAACCCAAAUGCAAUAUAUUUCAACUGUACUGUUUCAUUAUUUUUUUUUCUUUAAAACUGGCAUUAAAUGCUACUUUGAAACCAAGAUCACCUACAUAUGCAGUGCACUCUGUGAACAUACUAAAUUUAGAUCCCUGAGAUUUUUCAUUAUCAAAAUAAUGUCUAUUUCCCACCAGCUUUAUGCUGAUUCCAACAUCAAUGAGGAUCAGCUGUGCUAUAGAUUUGUGUCUGUAGGAAUGACUGUGAAGACCCAACUUUUUAGUGUAAGGAAGCAAGCUAUUUUUGACCUAUCCGUCUAGCCAUUGCAAUGUGGAAUUCAGCACAGCUUAAUUUACUAUCUCUCUGGACUGAGGUUUGUAUCCUACAUUGUGCUCCUUGCUGCUGGAGUGAAAUUGCUAGCAACACCCAAUUAAAACAAGCACCAAAUGUUUACUCCUCAUCCCUGCCACUGCUUUGACUGCAGUGUAAACGUACCACUAAUGACUUGGCCUAUAAGAAGGGAAAAUUAUGUGUCACAGCCAAGUACAGAACCAGGAAUUUGGGCUGUCAGCCAGCUUAUUAGAUCACACUGUGUGCCUCUAAUGAAAUGCAUUGAUUUGUGACUCCUGCAAUAACAGUUUUAGGAAAUCAUUUCACUGGCUAUUUAUUUGUGUGUUGGAACAGCCUGAUGAGGUGGGAAAACCAAAGCAGGCACGCUAUGAUUGCAAAUCAAGAACGAAGUUUUAAGAAUGAGGUUAACUAACCAUUGGAACAACUUCUCUAAGGAUGUGACGGGUUUCCCAUCAUAUCCUGUUGCAUGGUAUGAGGUAGCUUUAUAAAAUGAGUGUUGUAGCUCCAGCAGAAGCUCUGUGUUUCACUAGAAAUGAUUGAAAUUCUUUAGUUUCUGUUACAGAGGAGAUCAGACUGUUGUAGUAGUGGUUUGUCUUGAUAAUAAUUGGGCCCCUCGCUACAAGAAGGACAUGGAGGUGCUUGAGCGGGUCCAAAGAAGGGAGACGAAGCUGGUGAGGGGCCUGGAGAACAAGUCCUACGAGGAGCGGCUGAGGGAGCUGGGCUUGUUCAGCCUGGAGAAGAGGAGGCUCAGGGGCGACCUUAUUGCUCUCUACAGUCAAAAAGAAAGAAAGAAGUGGGGUGAAUCCAUGCUCACCUUGCAAUAUUUCACUGGAUGCCUCAGAAGAGCUGAUGAAGAUAGUGAGCAAUGGGUAAGCAAGGGAGGGGACUGCAGUGCUGGACCGUCUUCCUGUAAAAACAGCAAAAACAGGAGCGGUGGGUGGACGGAGCACGGAAGUGUCAUGUGCGAAGAAUGUGUGGAAUGAGGGGAUGACUGAAGAGCUGAUGUCAGGACAGCGUAUGAUCCCUGGUACCCUGGGGGAGGAGAGCUGCAUGGAAGGCUACGAAGAGCCAUGUGCCUCUUGAAAUCUGCCAGUUAAGUAUUGCAAUCGUUGGGCCCUAUCUGGUAAGGGCUUCUUGCCCUCCUUUCCCACCAACAUUCCUGGGAGCUGAGGGUGUCACUGUUGGGCACUUACGCCCUAAGUGAUAGGGGCAUAAAACGAUUUGUGGCACUUACGCACAUAUGUGAUACAGACGGGAUGAAAAUGCAUCACUUCUAAACCCUCAAGCUUCUGUAGAUUUGGUAAUCUCCACAGAGGUGUUGUGCUAAGAUUGUGCUGUACAUUUUGUUUCCUCAUUUUGUUUCCAUAAGCAAAGCACUUGGCUGAUAGCACAGGAAACCAACUGCUAUGGGCAUUCACUUCAAUGGGUGAACUUUAAACGAGUCACCAGGGACUGGCUGCUGCUGAGUUCAAAGAGAAAGAGACAUCCAAAACCUCUAGUGAAGCCAAGUUAUGGUGGGAAAUGCCAGAUACAAACAGGAGAAAACUGGAAAGCACAGUAGGGUGAAAGACAGAUAGAGUUAUGUUUUCCUGUCCCUAGUUGGUCAGAUUUAGGCGAGGUGGGAAUGCAGAUUUUAAAAGAAAUAACAUAAAAUUUUACUAAGGGAAGUUUGUUGAACAUCAGGAAAUGUGCUCUGGUGUUGAUGUUCUAUGAGCUGAGCACAAUAAUCUGGGAAUGGAAACAUGCUGAGAAAGUUAAUAUGGUACUUGACAAAAUACUGGAAAAUAUAUUAAAAAGAACAGUUUUGUGCAGGGCAGAAGGUAGAGCAAAUGACCCACUAAGCUUCUCCAUUUAUCCUCUUUAUUUUUUUUUUCUUUCCCCAUUGAUUUCAAAAAUCUCUCAUGCUCUCAUGCAACUGAAAGAGAAGGAGCCACCCCCCACAUCCAUCCAGUGAAGGAAAGAGAAUUUGUUCAUAGCAAUGGAAAAAAAAAAAAAAAAAAGAGAGGAAAAAAAAAAAGGAAGGAAUAGAAGUCUAAACUUGGGUGUCAAUUCCCCCCAGCACACACGUGAGCAUCAGACUCCCAAAAUGAAGACUAGAGUAAUAUUGCCAUCUUCUGGAAGGAUAAAUAUAUGCCAUUAUUCAGAAUACUAAGUCUGAUAUAUUUUUGAAGCCAUAGUACAAUUCUGAUAAAUCUGUUUUCUAAACCUGAAUUCUUAUCCAUAUAAAUGUAAAUUCAGUCUCUUUUCAUCAAUAUAUAUGCCACAAUCUUAGCUUUAGAAAGCGACGUAGCAUCCUGGAUUUUAAUGAGACAUUCAUCAUGCAUAAAAUUAAGAACAUGUUAACAUUGGGGACUAUUGGUAUUGAGAUUAAUUGUAUGUAUCUUUGAGCUUGAAAACCAGUUUUUGUUUUGUUUUGUUUUGAGCAUUUAGAAGCCCAACUGGGUAUAAAGAAUCCAAACUUAAGGUGUCCAGAUGCAGAGAGAAUGAACAAUGAAAAAAUAUUACCACUCCCUUUUUAAACAGCAUCAGCUGUUACUAUACCUCCUUCAGUACAUUAAGUACAUCUGUGUUGAACAGAGCCUUGCUAUUAAUCAAAAAACUUGCAGACAGCCUAUGAAGCACAAAAACAUUCAGCAUUACUUUCAGUUAGCCCAUCUUAGAGAUGAUUAUCUAUAUUAGAGGAGCUUAUGCAGUGGCUAGGAUUAAAACAACCACACAGCUCCCAGCUGUACCACUGAGGGCAGGAAGGGUCAGGAGCCUGUGACAGCACUGCCCAUGUGCAGACUCCUGAACUUCUCGGCUGUACAGGGGCUGCCCCGGGCUGUCCUGCACCCAGAGCUCUUUGGUGCUAGACGCAGGGGAUGAAAGUAGCUGGACCGCUGGUUUCCUCCAUCCCAGCAGAGCAGUGGGGCACCUCCUGCCUCGCUCACUUCCUGCAGCAGUAGGAACCUCACCACAGCACUGAGCAAAGCUGUGGGGUCCUGUGGGCAUGGUGCGGUGUGCAUCUUUGGGAUGCUCCUCUCCCUUGUACUUCGAUUCGGUGUGGAGCAGCUCCAUGUCCUCUAGCAACUACUCUUUCUCAUGAGAGGUGAUGCCAUUCUUACUUGCUGUUCUGAUGCCAAACAAGCUGUUACAAAACCCUCAAGUACAGUAGGACCUUUACACUUUUAGGACAAGAGCACAGAGGGGACUUUGAGUGAAUGUGAAUCUUUCUGUCUCUCUUACUAGCUUCCCAAACCCAUCCAAUGUGAAGCUGCUGGGAGCUGAAAUUCCUGGUGAACUUUAUGCCUCGUUAAAGGCUGCCACUACGAGGGACAGCAUCCUUUGAGUUCUGGGCUUGACUUGUCACUGGUUCACAGACCUCUGUCCCUGUGGUGAUGCCACAGUGUCACUCAGCACUGCUUCUGCUAAUGGGCUUCUUUUUUCAUUAAAACUCCAGUUCCCAAGGGGAACGCUGGAUUGAUAUCUCUUUAGGGUCUGAAACUGCAGUCCUCAGAGCAGAUGCAGUUGCAUGAACUUUCUGUACCCUAUUUCUCUCAUUUCUAUGAUUGGCAUCUCUGGCCAGGAAGAUAUCCUAGGGCUGGGGGCUUGUGGUCUUUGUCACCUACUGAGGCUGUGCACAGGGCAAGGGGCUAGAUGAUGCCAAUAGUGUUGUUAAUUUCUGAGCUAAGGUCACAUGUCCCCUGCAGCACCAGUCAGAGAGCUGCAGCUCGUUCCAUUCAAGCUCCCAAAGAGCCAGUGUCCAGAGAUGGCUGGGAUCUUUUCAUGUUUUACUGAAACGUUUUACUCGCUGAAUGCAGGUCGCCCUUUUGCAUUUAAUCCCAGCCCACAGCACCAAGCACUUCCCAUAUAAUCUCCCAGAACAGCUGUGCUGUGAUUGCAUUGUGGAUUAUAAAAUGACCAUUUUCCACAAAACAGCUGCUGGCUGGAGGGAUAGCUUGUAAUGAUCAUGGGGAGAGGGGUGGAGGAGGAGGAGGAGGAGAUGAAAAGAAAGAGGGUUUGGAGCAGUUUGGUUUCUCGGAAAAUUUAGAGAUGAGCAAAACAGAAGACAAAGUGUGAGUUCCAUUUCUGUAUUACUCCUCCAAAUUAACAGGACUUCAAGGACUUCCUGGUAAGAUGGAGCUGCUGAAGGUGUUGCCAUGGCGCCGUGCUUUCCUGGCAGUCAUCCUGAACCUGCUGGCUCUCAGCCUCUCCACCACCGCCUUGCUCGGCAGCUACUGGUGCACUGGGACCCAGAAAGUGCCCAAGCCUUUGUGUGGGAAGAGUAAAGCCACCAAGUGCAUUGGUGUCCCCAUGCCGCCCGAUGCAGGUGCUAGCAAUGCUUCAUCCCAGGAUGUGGUGCACUACAGCUGGGAGACUGGGGAUGACCGCUUUGCCUUCAGAUAUUUCCACACGGGGAUGUGGCUUUCCUGCGAAGAGAGCAUGGAAGGGCCAGAGGAGAAAUGCCGUAGCUUUAUUGAGCUUUCCCCACCAGCAGAGAGAGGAAUCCUGUGGCUGUCACUGGGGUCAGAGAUGCUGUACAUCAGCCUGCUGCUCAUCAGCUUCAUCCUCCUGAUGGUGGAAAUGCUGCAUACUGGCAAUCCUGUCUGUGGUCUGAAGCUCAAUGCCUUUGCUGCUGUCUCCUCAGUGCUGUCAGGUCUCCUUGGGAUGGUGGCACACAUGAUGUACACUCAAGUCUUCCAAGCCACGGUUAAUCUGGGACCAGAGGACUGGAGACCACACUCAUGGGACUACGGCUGGGCUUUCUACAUGGCCUGGGCCUCCUUUACCUGCUGCAUGGCCUCUGCUGUCACCACUCUCAACACCUACACCAAGACAGUGCUGGAGUUCAAACGGAACCACAUCAAGGGCUACGAAGCGAGCUUCAAGGAUCAGCCUCAGCACCAGCAGUACUUCAUACAACAGCAAAUAAGCAGCUACUACGAGCCCCGAGACAAGCCCCUCCACUCGGUGUCUGAGGGAGUUGACUUCUACUCUGAGCUGCAGCAGAAAGUGCUACAGCGAGAACCAGAGCUGGAGCUGGAUGAGGUCUUGGGGCAGACCAUCGGGGAAGAUCGCUGUUAA
Anas platyrhynchos (mallard) is the source of this 5676-nucleotide messenger RNA. NCBI's taxonomy places the organism in Eukaryota, Metazoa, Chordata, Aves, Anseriformes, Anatidae. The record is from RefSeq and is a predicted model, not a curated record.